Molecule: messenger RNA, 796 nt
Organism: Notothenia coriiceps (black rockcod)
Lineage: Eukaryota; Metazoa; Chordata; Actinopteri; Perciformes; Nototheniidae
Product: dixin-like
Exons: 6
Coding region: 128-796 (222 amino acids)
Biological process (GO): canonical Wnt signaling pathway
Cellular component (GO): cytosol
Molecular function (GO): protein binding
Source: RefSeq, a predicted model, not a curated record
CCUCCUUCAGUCAAUUGUCUGUUUGUUGACGUUUUCUGGAGUACAGCAGCAGCUAGUAACGGGGUCUGUUGUUUCAGUCAAUGGAGCUAACAAGCUAGCUAACGUAGAUGGGUUUCCGAGUGGAAAGAUGAUCGCUUCACUUUCUAGAGGAAGUUUGCUGGAUGAGGUUCUUCAUGGGGGCUUUAAUGAGCAGCAGCUGACAGCCUAUGUUUCCUGGGUGAACUGUCAGCUGAAGAGGAAACCCGACCUGAAGCCCAUCACAAACCUCAGACAUGAUCUGCAGGAUGGGGUGGUGCUCACUCAACUCAUUGAGAUAGUUGCUGGGGAAGUGCUGGAAGAAGUGUAUGUUGCUCCACAAAACAAAGAAGAGAGCAGGAAGAAUGUGGAGCAAGUGUUGCAGUUCAUUUCCUCCAGACACAUACGUAUGCCACACAUAUCCGCAAGAGACAUUGUCGAUGGUAAUCUCAAAUCAGUAAUGAGGAUCAUUCUGGCGCUGGCGGCCCACUUCAAACCUUCAGCCAAUCACAGAGCUGCUUCUGGAGGCGUGAGGAGUUUGACUCGAAGCUCCAGCAGCCACAACCCUCUCUCCCCCGUAGCGCUGGCUCAAGGGGCCGCUGCGGCUCUGGCAUCAGCUCGACAUGACGCCUCGCAGCCCGCACGCGCCAUACGUCUCCACAGCUGGGGGUCGGAUGCGGAUAAGAGUAUUUGUGUUCGUGCGCUGGUUAAGCAGUACGAAAGAGCAGCUCCGGAUGAUUCUGACAAUCCUCAGUCUAGCAGGUACUGCAGAUGUGAGUAG